This is a messenger RNA of Mesitornis unicolor (brown roatelo), 378 nucleotides long. RefSeq names its product excitatory amino acid transporter 5-like. The record is from RefSeq and is a predicted model, not a curated record. Gene Ontology annotation, molecular function: neutral L-amino acid transmembrane transporter activity; glutamate:sodium symporter activity; L-glutamate transmembrane transporter activity. Gene Ontology annotation, biological process: L-glutamate transmembrane transport. Gene Ontology annotation, cellular component: plasma membrane. The transcript has 4 exons. The coding region runs from base 1 to 378 and encodes 125 amino acids. Lineage: Eukaryota; Metazoa; Chordata; Aves; Mesitornithiformes; Mesitornithidae.
AUGGCGAACAGUUAUGGUGAGCGCACGGAGGACAGCAUGGCAGUGGCUCUUGAUGCAAUCCUUGCGCGGAUCAAGGAUGUUUGUAAAAGAAACGGUUUGCUUAUUCUCUCGGUGUUGUCGGUCACCAUCGGCUGCCUGCUCGGAUUCUUCCUGAGGACAAGGCGGCUCUCCCAGCAGGAAAUUAGUUAUUUCCAGUUUCCUGGUGAGUUACUGAUGAGGAUGCUGAAAAUGUUGAUUCUCCCCCUGGUUGUCUCAAGACUGAAGCUGAUUCAUAGUGCUUGCAUGCCUGGAGCUGGCCGUGGUACGACUACAAACUCGUACCUGGACCUGUCGCACACAGCUAGAGAACAUCCAGACAAGAUACAGCAGUACUUUUGA